Messenger RNA from Suillus paluster, 339 nucleotides. RefSeq lists its product as uncharacterized. The annotation marks the transcript as partial. Lineage: Eukaryota; Fungi; Basidiomycota; Agaricomycetes; Boletales; Suillaceae. The record is from RefSeq and is a predicted model, not a curated record. The transcript has 2 exons.
AACGAGUCAAUACGCCGACUCACGCGCAAUCUCUGGGACACUCGUAGGGAAAUGACCGCCUUACAAGCGCGCGAAACCGACCUCAUAGCUUCAUUACGCGGCCUGCACGCUCCUCAGCAUAUACUCGAAACUGGACAAGCGACCUCAGGUGAACUACUUCUGGGCUACAUUCAGCUUUCCAAGCUUGAAGAGCGUCUUGCUCAAGUGGAAAACGAACUGGAGCAAGAAAGUUACAAGCGCCUUCAAGCUGAGAGAGGUCUGAAUGAGAUUGAGAGAGAGAGCAGGGCUCCGUUUGUCAUUCCAGCUUUGUUUCGAGCGUUCCUGAACAUUUCUGAGAUG